CGUGUUGCGUUGUUGUAGACGCAUGUGGCGUGCGUAAAGAGCGUGUGCUCAGGUACAGCCUCGCAUCACUCGGAGAGGGAGAGGAGGAUAUUAAUAGCUUAAAGCGAAGCUGCAGCAGAGAUAAGGCUUGGGGGCGAGCCUCACACAGACAGACGGGUUUAGGAGAGAACUGAGGACAGGUCGAGAUGAAGCAGUUGUUUUGGAUCGUGCUUUUGGGCGCUGUCGCGGUGAUGGUCCGCGGCGGCAGUGACGGGGAGAUCUCCUUCGAGUAUCACCGCUACGAGGAGAUGCGGAAAGCGCUGGUGUCGGUAUGGCUGCAGUGCCCCACCAUCAGCCGCAUCUACACCAUCGGGGAGAGCUUCGAGGGCCGCGAGCUGCUUGUCCUGGAGAUGUCCGACAACCCUGGGACACACGAGCCUGGAGAGCCAGAGUUCAAGUACAUCGCCAACAUGCACGGUAAUGAGGCAGUGGGCCGGGAGCUGCUCAUCUAUCUGGCCCAGUACCUGUGUAACCAGUACCAGCAGGGCAACGACACCAUCAUAGAUCUGAUCCACAGCACGCGCAUCCAUCUCAUGCCCUCCAUGAACCCUGACGGAUUCGAGAAGGCUGCCUCACAGCCUGGAGAGAUCAAGGACUGGUUCGUGGGCCGCAGUAACGCACAAGGGGUGGAUCUUAACCGCAACUUCCCUGACCUGGACCGCAUCAUAUACAUCAACGAGAGGGAGGGCGGGGCCAACAACCACCUGCUGCAGAACAUGAAGAAGGCCGUGGAUGAAAACAGCAAGCUGGCCCCAGAGACCAAAGCUGUCAUUCAUUGGAUCAUGGACAUCCCGUUUGUCCUGUCUGCAAACCUGCAUGGAGGAGAUGUGGUGGCCAACUACCCUUAUGACGAGACACGCACUGGCUCUGCCCAUGAGUACAGUGCCAGUCCUGAUGACGUCAUGUUCAAGUCUCUGGCACGUUCUUACUCCAUGUUUAACCCUGUCAUGUCUGACCCAAACCGCCCCACCUGCCGCAAAAAUGAUGAUGACUCAAGCUUCAAGGAGGGCAUCACCAAUGGAGGGGCAUGGUACAGCGUGCCAGGGGGGAUGCAGGACUUCAACUACCUCAGCAGUAACUGUUUUGAGAUCACUCUGGAGCUAAGCUGUGACAAGUUCCCCAGUGAGGACACUCUCAAGACCUACUGGGACCAGAACCGCAACUCCCUGGUGAAUUACAUCGAGCAGGUUCAUCGUGGUGUCAAGGGCUUUGUACGUGAUCUCCAGGGCAACCCAGUGUCCAAUGCCACCAUUUCUGUAGAAGGCAUCAACCAUGACAUAACCACAGCCAAAGAUGGAGACUACUGGCGUCUGCUGGCUCCAGGAAACUAUAAGGUGGCAGCUUCGGCUCCUGGAUACCUGACUGUCAUCAAGAAGGUAGCAGUUCCGCACAGUCCGGCCACACGGGUGGACUUUGAGCUGGAGUCCAUGAUGGAGAGGAAGGAGGAGGAGCGGGAGGAGCUGAUGGACUGGUGGAAGAUGAUGUCACAGACGCUGAACUUCUAGAGCCUUUGUCCCCCGGACCGUCCGCACAUUGCUGUAUUAUACUCUACAUUCUGUGUGCUUGUCCACUCCCAAGAAUAUAUUGUCUCAUAAUUGUUUUUUUUUUUUUUUUUAAUUAUGUUUUGAAUGGGAUAUAUUCUUUAUAAAUGUACAAUUCACAGGUAACUUGUUGGAAUGCUUAAAGUGAGUGACGCAGGAGGAUGUUUGUUGUAAUUGGUUGCUAUGUCAUGAGGUUGGUGUUAAACUUUCUGUGCUAUUGUGUUUUUAUUGUGAUGGAAACCCAUUGCACCCAUAAGAAAUGAGAGACUGGCUACCUAUAUGUAUGUAACAAGCACAUUACCCUGUUUAGCUUGCAUCAUAUAUGUUAUUAUCAACACCAAAAUGCCCAACAACACAUGCAAAAUUCAUGUACUAUACGCUAAAUAAUAUUGUCACUGUUUACUGUUAUAUAAAUACAUUUUGGACAUAAUCAGGGACAUUAAAAACACUGUAAUCAUAAUUCCGUAAGCAAUCUUCUAUAUAUAGGCUUAUUCCUGAUGUUAUCUAUGUUGAUUUUUUACUGAUUACAGCACAGCUUUUCAUUUUAGCGCACAUUAAAUAGGUAUAAUAUAUUCAAACUGUAUUUAUUAACUAGGUAUAGCAAGAUAUAUGUGAUUUUGUAAGUAAAGUUGAAGAAAACAUGGUUAUAAUGUCUUAAAUUGUCCAUCUCAAUCUGCUGACUCCCAAAGCCAUUCCUUUCCAUGUGCACUAUACUUAAGUAGAAUUAUAGGAAGUUAUGGCGAGUUAAUAGUAAUUUCUAUGAGUGGACAAAAAUAUUGACCUGAUUUUAAGAAUGGUAAUUAUCUGGUAUUAUUCUACAGAAGGAUUUAUUGAAUGUAAAGCUAUAUGAUAAAGUAAAAUGUAAAGAAUGAUCUGAUCAUUAAAAACCCCUGUAUGUUG
Molecule: messenger RNA, 2480 nt
Organism: Periophthalmus magnuspinnatus
Lineage: Eukaryota; Metazoa; Chordata; Actinopteri; Gobiiformes; Gobiidae
Gene: cpe
Product: carboxypeptidase E
Exons: 9
Coding region: 186-1544 (452 amino acids)
Biological process (GO): proteolysis
Molecular function (GO): zinc ion binding; metallocarboxypeptidase activity
Source: RefSeq, a predicted model, not a curated record